AUGGUCCAGUUCUCGAUCCAGUCCGCCGUCGUUGUGCUCCUCGGCGUCGCCUCAGGCGCUCGUGCCUGCAAGGGCCCGCCCGUCAACUCGGCCACCCUUGACCUUGUGGCCAACUUUGAAGGCUUCCGCGCCAACCCUUACACCGACGCCACUGGCCAUCCGACUGUCGGCUACGGCCAUCUCUGCAAGCAGUCCGGGUGCAAGGACGUCAAGUUCCCCAUCCCGCUGUCCAAGGCCGACGGCAAGAAGCUGCUGGCGCAAGACAUUGCGAUCGCGCAAAACUGCAUCACCUCAGACACGGCCAACCCCGUGACGCUCAACGCCAACCAGUACGGCGCGCUGGUGAGCUGGGCCUUCAACGUCGGCUGCGGCGCGGCUGGGUCAUCGACGCUCGUCUCGCGUCUCAACAAGGGCGAGAACCCCAAGACGGUCAUCGCCACGGAGCUGCCCAAGUGGAACAAGGGCAACGGCAAGCCGAUCCCCGGCCUCACCCGUCGCCGCAAGGCCGAGGUCGACCUGGCCAACACGGCCACCAACGACCCUGCCCUGCCGGCCAAGUGCUGA
Messenger RNA from Purpureocillium lilacinum, 564 nucleotides. RefSeq lists its product as uncharacterized. Gene Ontology annotation, biological process: peptidoglycan catabolic process; cell wall macromolecule catabolic process. The record is from RefSeq and is a predicted model, not a curated record. Gene Ontology annotation, molecular function: lysozyme activity. NCBI's taxonomy places the organism in Eukaryota, Fungi, Ascomycota, Sordariomycetes, Hypocreales, Ophiocordycipitaceae.